GUAGUCGAAUAGCAUCAUUAGCUUAUUUAAAAAAUUUAGCACAUAAUUAUGGUUGUUCAAAAAAGAUUGAAAAUCAUAUUCGAUAUGGACUUGGUCAAGCAGUUAAUAAUGAAAAUGAAAUUGAAUUUCAAUUAUUAUUUGAAUUUAUUGAUAAUAGUAAAAAAAUAUUAAAAUUAACUACACAACAUGCUAUUUAUGGAUCAAAUUAUUUUCUUGAAACAUUAUAUACAACAACACUUAAAACAAUAACUUUAUUUGAAAAGAUUUUUAAACAAAUAUUAAAACAUGUUGAUCUUAUUGAUGAUUAUGUUAUCGUACAAUUUAAUGAAUGUUUACAAAAUUUAAAUUUUCCACCAGAAUUUUGGUCAAAAUUUCUUUUUUUAAAUAGUUAUUUAACAAGUAUUACACCAUUAUUUCGUCAUGAUAGACAAAAUAAAAAAUCGAAAGCGAAUAGUCAUGAUAAUGAUCAAGAUUCUAAUGAAAAUAACUUUCUUAUAGAAGAUCCUGAAGAAUAUCGAAAACAACAGCAAAAACAAAAAAUUGCUGCAGCUAUUCGUGAUGUUAAAGAAAUAAUGAAUAACGCCGGUCAAUUGCCUAUUCGUCCACAUCAUAUUAUACAACGAAUACGUACAACAUUACUAAAAAUGGAGCAAUUCGUUCCGGACAGAAAUACAAAUGAAUAUGAUUUAAAUUCAUUAUUACAAGAACCAGCACAAUUACAAGAUUUAUUAAAUAAAUUUAAAAUGGAAUUAAGUCAUAUUGAAUUAGGUCAUAUUGAUUUACCAUCAGAUCAUCCAAUUGAAACUAUUAAUGUCAAAGAUAUUAAAUUGAAUAGCAAUAGUUUAAAUACAGAGAAUCAUGAAAAAGAUUUUAAAGAUAUUCAAGAUAAUAUUAGUAAUGGUAUUAAAACUAUUCAAGACAGAAUUACCCUCACUCAGUUGAUCAAUAUAACAGAUUCACAAAUUUCCAGUCGUACAUGGACGAAUGCUAUUAGUUUAUUACAAAAAUCGGACAAAAUUGAUGAGUUAAAAAUAAUUUUAUCUGUUUUAAAUGAUGAUUUAGCAUUUCAAGUCGAACGUAUAUUAGCAACACCUAAAACGUUGAAUGCGAAUCAAACAACUGAUACAACGAUAAUUAUAGAUAAUUUAGUUAAAGGUAAUAUUUUAACUGCUUAUUCAAAAUUUCGUUAUGAACAGUUAAAAACAGAUUUUUCUCUUAUUUCAAAUUAUAAUGGUAUUGCUCAGAUGACAGAUAAAAUAAUAGAAUGGAAAAAAACAAUUAGAAUUAAUAUGUUAAAUAUCUAUGAAUGUAUACAAAUGCUUAGUAAAAAUCUAACUAUAACACAAAAUCAACUUAAAAAUUUUACAAAAAAUUCCAUUUGUAUAUUAUUACCAAUUAUUCUUCGUCCAGAAGAUCUUCUAUGUUUAUUAAUACCACAAUAUACAAAUAUUAUCGAAGAUAUCUGUAGAAAAUAUAAUGAAUUUGAUUUAUCAUUGACAACAAGUAUAUCUAUUGAUCCAAUACAAUUGACUAAUACUAUUGAAUUUUCAUCUACCAUUCAUAUUGGUUUACAUCAAUUUGUUUAUGAAGACAGUAAAAUUCCAUUAUUUGAUAAACAAAAACACAUCAAAUUCAUAGGCCUAGCAGCCAUUGCUUUUGUACAAAAAAUUCUAGAUCUAUGUGCUGAUCCAACAAUACGAUCAAGUAUGUUAAUAAAAAUUUCAACAGGUGUAUAUGAUUUAUUUCCAUUUCAUAUUACUUUAUCAUUAUCAUUAUUAAUAUUAACAGAUUGGUCAGCAGCAUGUUUACAAGAUUUUCAAAAGAAUUUAUUGAAACUAAGUGGACAAAAAAGUGCUGAACAAGAAGUGAUUGAAUUACAAAAUAAACAAAGUGAAUUAGAUAUCAAAUAUUCAGAUUUAGACGAACAAUCAGAAAAAGCAAAAAUGAAAGUCAGAGAUGCUAGUUUCUAUUUCAGUACUGCAACUAUAGAACAUAAAAAAUUAGCUAAAUCAGAAUUACAAAAAUGUGCUAGUGAGCAAGAACGACUCGCUGAAGAAUUGAACAAACAACAACAGAUAAUAGUGAAAAAUAAAAAUGAAUUAGCAACAGCAAUGGACAAUGCUUCGAAACAACAACAAGCUGAACAAGAUAAAUGGAUGCAUCAUUUACUAACAUAUUUUCAACAAAUUAAAAAAUAUAUAGAAACAUGUAUACAAUUGACAUCACAAAUGACCACAAAUAGUUCAAUAGAGGAUAGUGUUGAAACAAAUACAUACACAUCACAAAGCCAAUAUUCAACAAAACUAUUAAAUAUUUCAUUUGAUAUUGGUAAAAAACUAUUACUACGAACAUUCAAUUCCAGUACUUCCUUACUAAGAAAUGAAGAUAUACAACAGCUUGAUGAUACUAUACAAAAAAUAAAAGAAACUCUUGACGAAAUAUUGAAUCAUAGUACACAACUAGCCGAAAAUGAUCCAAUGAAAGGCUAUUUAUCAUAUUAUUGUGAUUUAAUACAAAUAUCAAUUACUUCCUUGACAAAUUCUCUUAAAAGUUGGCAAACAUAUUCAAAAAUGUUAAUAACUGAUCUAAUGAAACAAUAUACAGGAAAUAAUAACAAAGAAAAACUUUGUAAUUUAGGUAAUUGGGCAUAUGAACAGUGUCAUACAUUUAUUAGAAGUAUUCAAUCAAAUACAAAUAGUAUUGAUGAUAUAAAACGAUUAGCUUCUGAUAUACAUCAACAUGUGAUGCGUGAUAUUACAAAUAUAGAAACAUUUUUAACUGGUCAACAACAAAAAUCAAUACGAUCAUUAUAUGAAUAUAAACGUUUUAUACUCGCUUUACUUAUGACUGGAUGUCGUUAUUUACAAAUACAACGAGGAACAUUGGAACCAAUGGAUGAAUUAAUUAAAAUCAUUAAAAACAAUAUUGAUUAUCGUUUACCAGGAACAGAAAUAGGAUUACUCAAAUUACUUGUACGAUUUGAAUUACAAUUACAAACAAGUACAAAAUCUCUAUUACUACAAACAAUACAUAUGGCUUUUUCAUAUAGUACAAAUCCAUUUGGUCUCAUAGAUGAUGUUAGUCAAUCGAUAAAAAUAUUAAAAAAUUUAGUAUUAUCACCUGGAUAUAUGAUGACACAAAUGUGGCAUACAAUUGAUACACUUAUUGAUAGUCUAUCCAAAUCAAUUUCUUCCACUGAAUAUGAAAUAUUAUUUUCAUUAUGUCAAGAUUUUCAACGUAUAAUUGAAUUUGAAAUAAUUGAUGAAACAAAUUUUUUAGAUCAGUGCAUGCAACAAUCAUCAACAACAUUAAGUAUGCAUAUUGAUUUUCAAAAUAGACCUAAAUCAUUAAUAGAAUCAGUAUCAGAAAAAGUUGAUAGAUUAUGUACUAUAUUAAUUGAUAAUCGUCCAGGAUUAAAAAAAUUCUGUGAAAAUCUUUCAAACAGAUGGCAGUUGACAUUGAAAGAAUUUCUUCGUGGGAUUAUUAAAUCAAGAAAAUAUCAUUUACAUAAUAAAAUUGAAUUUAAUUAUAAAAAAUCUAAAAGUUAUAUAUCAUUAGAUUCACAAGAUUUGGUUUUAGCCGAUAUACAACAAAUAAUUGAAGCUAAAAAUAUUAUUUUAAAUAAUAAACCGGAAAAAAAUAAGAUUAAACAUGAAUUAAAUUUUCAUGAAAUUAUUUAUUUUCUUACAAUCGGUGGUUUAGAUAAUAUGGAAGUAACGUUGACAGAUAUAUCAAUGGAACACAUGGAUUUUGUACUUAUAUCAAAAUUAUAUCAGUCUAUAGUAGAAGUUUAUGAAAAAGGUGAAAAAGUUUUAUUUGAACCAUGCAUGUCAUACAUAAAAUUGAACAGUGCAACGAGCAGUGCCACAACAAUUGCGUUUAAUCUCCUUGACCAUAUUCGUCAAUUGGAACAUAAUAUAUAUAAUAACUUAUUGAUUAUUACGAAUCAAGAUAUACAAAAUUCAAUAAAUGAGUUACGAAAUAUCAAUAGUCAAUUAUAUUUGGCAGAAGAAAAGAUAAAACGCUUCGAAGUCGAUUGGAGUAAUGCAUGCAACCAAUUUAUUAGAAUUCGUCGUACAAAAACUGUUAUUAGUUGUUCAGUUUUUAAAAAAUCACGGAAUAAAUUUAAAUCCCUUUUCAGCUCCUCAGAUAACGAACAAUCACCGUUAGAAUUGAGUGAUCACAUAAAAAUCUUCAAUAUGACAUUUAAUGAUUUACUCAAUGAAAAUAUUCAUCGUUAUAUGCAACAAUAUCAACAAGGUGAUCCAUUUAUUCACACUAUUCUAAUUCAAUACUAUUUGAAUAAUUUGAUAACAUUACAUCGUAAACAUGAAAAUAUGCUAGGACUUGAACCAUUAAAUCUUAGCAAAUACUCAUCAUCUUCUGAAUGUUUUGAGUUACAAGUUACAACACACACUCGUCUGUCACAUAUAAUUAUUUAUUUUAUAAAACAAGAUAAAAAUCCAUCAAAUGGUUUUAAAGUUCAAUUAAAAAUGAACAAUACUCUAUCUAAUAGUGGGGAUUUUGCUGUAAAGACAAAUUCAAUUGAAUAUAUCAUAAUUCAAAUUGGAGAAGAAUUGUCAACAAAGCUAAUAAAAUGGUCAAAUUGUUUGAAUAAAACAACCGUGGAAUUACAACCAUAUUUCACAAUUCGAUUUCAACGUUCAAAUAAAAACUUUUAUACAGUUAAUGGUAUAUCCGAUAACUUGCCCAAUUCCAGUACAAUAACAUCGACUCUAUUAGAACAACAAACAAAGGAAUUAGAAUCAGCUUUGUCUGCUCAUCAUAAAAGUAAUGACGAAGAAAAACAAAUCAAUCAUUUACGUAGUACAAAAAUUCUUGUUAGUUUAAAUAGCAAAAUUGGUGAAAUGAUUAAAAGUCUUAAAACUGAUGAUAUAGUAAAUGCGAAUAAUUUGAUAAAUGUCGCUGAUAUAAUUAAUUUUCAUAAACGGUUACCGAAUGCAGAUACAAUAAAACAAUGUUUUCGAAGUUUUGACCAUUUAGCAGAUGAAUUUUCAGCAAUGAAUCAAAAAAUGAGAAUAAUGAAGGAUGAAUUAAUCGAUAGUCGUAGCGAUAUUCAAUUCGAAUGGUCAAGUAGAAUGCAAAACGCUUUUAUCAAUAGUCGACAAUGCCUUGUAGAAAGUGUUAAACAAUUGUCACAAUAUACUUCUGCUUUAUGUUUACUAAAUGUUCAUCUAAUAGUCGCUUAUGCAUGGGCAAAUGUCCUGACAAUGAGCAAUAAUAAUUCUUCAAAUGAUAAAAAUUUUAAAACAUUAAAUCAAGAAUAUGAUCAAAUAUGUCAAAUUUCAGGAAAUAAUCCUGAAUUAGUUAAAGUCAAUAAUCUUCUUCGAAAUAAUGCACAUACAAUCUAUCGUAAUACAAGACGUGUCAGUAAUAAUCGUACAGAAGUACUGAAUAUGCUUAAAACAAAAAUUAUUUUAGAUCCAGGAAAAUUAAAUGACACAUUUCAAUAUUCACAACUAGGUCGUGAUGCACAUAUUUGGUUGUAUCGAUCAAAAGAUACACAAACAAUACAAUGUGCACCAUUAAAAACAUCGAUUGAUUUUGGUAUUGCACUUAUCGAUAUUCAUAGACGCAUCAUACAAAAAUUGAUUAUUCAUAAUCCAUGUGAAAAUGAUAUUGAUAUUGAAAUAAUACCUAAAGAAUCGAAUAGCCAGUUUGAUGCACCAACUGGAAAGAUAUCAAUAGAAGCACAGAAUAUAACUGAAAUUGAUAUUUUAUAUAAACCACCAAGUAGAGAAAAUGAAAAUUCUUGUAAUUUUCUGAUCAAUUUAUCUAAAAAUCAGACAGCAUUAACAGAAUUAUAUGUUUAUGGAAAAGUUGCUGUUGUAGAUGUUCAAUUAUCAACAGAUACAAUAAAUUUUGGUUAUUGUCCUUGUGAUGGAACAAUACUAGAAAAACAUUUCGAUAUCAAAAAUUCCUUAUCAUGUUCGUUAAAUGUUGUAGCACAAAUACAACAAGAAACACAAGCAAUAUCAAUGAAAUCGGUAUUAACAAUUCAAACUGAACAAUUAAAUUUGAAUCCAUCUACAACAACGCAUUUUCAUGUAUCAUUAAAACCAAAUAAUGUAGAGGAAAAUAUCGAUCGUGAAAUAUGUCUUGCUAUUAAUUCACCUAAAUAUUUCAAAUUAUUGAAAGUAAUUGGUUUUGUUCGACAAACUAAACUCACAGUUAUGUAUCAAGAACAAACAGUUAUUAACAAUCAAUCCGGACAAUUAUCAAUUACAGAUUUAUACAAAUCAGAAGAACGUUCAAUAUCACUUGAAUUUAUCAAUGAUGGUGAAGUUGAAUAUACUUUAUCUUUAUCAAGCGACUUAAAUUUGAGUACAAAAACGCUUGUAUUAAAUCCUGGAAUAAAAGAAACAGUACAAGUGAAUAUUUGCAUGAGUGAUGCUUCUUCUAGAAAAACUUCUACCAUCGAUAUAAAUUUCACUAAUAUUAGUCGUCCUCGUUUGACACUCACACUCCUUCGUGAAUCACAAUUACCACAUUUACGUUUUCCAUUGGAAAUCACAAAAGAAAUACGUAUUGGACAAUCAGCUGAUAUGGAACAGUUAUGGAUGAACAAAUCAAGAAGUAUGAAACCAAUUGAAUGUGAUAUAUCAAUUAAAAAUGUAGGCAAAUCAGCAGCAAACAUAAAAUAUAUACAACUUCUAUCAUCAAAAGAUUCAACAAAAAUUUUAUCAUCUAAAUUUAUUGUAACACCCGAUAAAUUGUUACUCAAUCCAUUAACAGACAAAACUCUCAAAUGUCAAUAUUAUCCAACUGAUUUUCGUAAUUUUCAUCCCAUCAUACAAUUUAAAUCUGGUGAUAUAUUCACAAACAUUCCCUAUCAUCUUGAAUUUAAAAUACCUAUUCUUGAAAUAUCACCAAAAGCUUUCUUUGAUAUCGGUGUAAUUAAAAAUGGAAAAAUCUUUAAACCAUCUAUUAUACUUCGAAAUAUUGGUCGUAGUAGUUUAAAAAUUGAUACAACUGAAGUUUUCAUAAAACAAUCAUUUAUCGAAAAAUUAAUACUGCAACAAUCAUCACAAAUAAUUUCUCUUGAUCAUCCAAUUCGUCUUGAUCCAAAUCAAACUUGUCAGUGUACUCUUAUGAUCGAAUGUAACGAAGUAGAGAAUCGUAAAGAUUAUUCACAACAACUUGUUGAAUUAGGUGAAAUAACUAUUGUUAGUCAAUGUGAUCCUGUAAUUGAAAUCAACGGUAAACUAUCAAAUCGUUUAAUAAAAUUAAUUAUAGUUGGACAUUUUUCGGAAUACGAUCAACAACAAGAGACGGGAAAGGAAAAAAGUUGUUGGAAUGAUCUACGAUUAUUACCAUCUGAUUGGUUGCGUCAAAUGUGUUCAAUGAAUUCGAAUAACAACAUCAUAAAUUAUUUUUCAUUGGUACAAAUAACAGCAAUGGCAUACAUUUGUACACCAAAAUUAGAAUCACUUCCAAAGACUGAAGAUGACUAUAAGAAUCUUUGUACAAAAUUCCGAACAGCGCAACAUUUUCGAGACUAUGUACCAGAUUUAUCAACUGAACAAUUUUUAAAUGAAACAAAAAAGAAAAAUGCUCAAACUGCAGUAUAUAGAUGUUACAGAUCGAUGAUUGAUCAAUCACAAAAAGCUUUUUUUAAAUGGUCAAAUUUAUUUAUAGAUUAUUUUGAUACUCAACUUAUAAAAUCACAAUUAUUUUCUGUUAUCAAUUCUGCAGAAAAUGUAGAUGAAGCUUAUGCAAUGCAAACUUAUGCUUUUUGUGUAUCUAAUUUGUAUGAACAAUCAAACAAUAUCAAUGACUGUCAACAAUCACUUUUAUUAAUCGAUAAAAUGAUUAGUCAAGAUUCUAUUUUAAAUCCAAUAUUGGAUUUAUUUUCACAAUAUAUACAUUAUUUAAUACAACGUAAACAAGAAGAUACCACUCAUAUUGAAGAACUUAUUUCGAAAUUAAUCAAUAAAUCAAAUUGUGAAUUAAUAAAUUUAAUAUCUAAUGAUAAUGAACAAUUAACAAUCAAUUUAUUAUUUUCAUUUCUUCCUGCUGAUAUACAACAAGAUAUAAAACAAUUAAUGAUGGGUAAUUGUGAAACAUUAAUUAAAUGUCUAAUGAAGGUUAUCAAUGAACAAAAUCCAUAUUAUCCAUCUAUGACUGCAAUUCAACAUCGUCUUACUAAUUGGGCAAAACUAGAUUCAUCAAUCAAACGUUCUAUUAUCAGUUCAUUAUUUAAUAAUAAUUCGAAAUUACUUGAUAUUUUAAAUAAUGUUAACAAAGAAGAAAAAUUCGAUCAGAUAUUAGAUGCUACCGUUAUUAUCAUUGAAUAUUUUGAACAACAACAAAGUAGUUCAGCUGCAAUAUCAUAUCAAUGGAUUAAAGAUAUUUUUAAAAAACGAUUUCGUCAUAGUAUAAGUUCAGCACUGGAAGGUUCAAAAAGAAUAUCCCAGCAACAAAUUGAAUCAUUAGCUUGGAAAAUUGAAGGUUUAUACCCUACAGUAGGAACACAUAAUUAUACAAGUUACGAUUUAACAAAAUAUAAUAUGGAAAACUAUGUGGACAUUAUACAUAAAUUGAUAUCAGUGAAAAACGAACAAUGGAUAUCAAUAAAACAAUGUUUAAAAAAUUUUUGGAGGCUUCUUUGCUUAAUGAGUGAAGAUCAUAUAUCAACUGGAUUAGUAUUUAAACAAGCUUGUCUAUUUCAAUUUGACUAUUUGAAAAAUGAAUCAUGGCAUAAAAUUCUAGCAAAAUAUACAGCAUUAACAAUACAACUGACAUGGCAAGAAUUAAUAGAUUUUAUUGAUAUAAUUGAUAGUUUUACUGAUUCAAUCGUAGAAUUAAAAAAAGAACAUAUACAAAAAUUUAUUGAUAUUGUACAAUCUUUACAACAAGAAACAACAAUAUUAAAAGUUUGGGAUUGUCUUCUAAAGCUGUGUCCCUUUUUAUUAACAAAUAACGAAUGUACUGAAUUAGAUAACAAACAAAUACGUAUACAAACUAUUUUAUCAGCAUUAACACCCAAUAUAUCGACCAAUGAUUUAUUAAAUGAAUUUAAAGCGUGUGUAUCAUCAACAUUACAAAAUCAAAUAGAAGCUUACAAUCAUUUAAUUCAAUCACACAAUGCAUUAAUUGAUCUAACAUUUCUGACUGAUGAACAACAAUUCAAAUUACUUAAUAAUCUCAUUCCAUCGUGGUUGACACUAUCAAAUAUAAAAUGUGUUAAAUCAAAACGUUUGUACGAAGCACUAUCUUCAAUAUUAACAUCAUUUUAUGGCUUAAUAUCAUCUAAUGAAGUAUCAUACAAAGAACAAUUGUAUACAACUGCAUUAUCAUCUGCAUUAUGUAUAUUAGCAAAUUGUCGAAAUAAUAUUCGAGAUUUUGAUAAUCCGAAUGAUGUAAUGAUAUCUACUAAAACUGUAGAUCGAGAGUCUAUUCUCAGUUGUAUUCACAAAAAUAUACAAAAACAACAAAAGCCACCAGUAUCUGUAAAUACACCAGGACAGGCACAAUCAUCACCUACUGGCAACACAACAAUUCUAAAACAAUCAUUGACAUCGGCACAAACAGCUGUUCCACCAAUACAAUCACCCUUUACAGGGCAUGUUUUAGAUCAACUCACAGAAAAUGUUGAAAAAUUUGUAUCAAAACUGAACUCACCUCAAGAUCCUAUUACUACUAUCAAUAUAUCAUUAGAAUCAUCUGUGAAAGAUUUAGUUGAAUCAUACAUUAUUUUGCAUAAACGAGUUGAUUAUUGGUAUGAUGUAUUUAUAACAACAAAUUUAUUAUUUUAUAAUCGACCAAAUUUUGGUCAAAUAUCAAUAAAUAAAAAAUUUACAAAUUCAAUUGUUGAAUAUGGUAUCCAUUUAUUUAUAAGAUUAACAGUAAUCAGACGACUUUUAGAACCUCAACCAUUUUCUAUUCAUGGUGUCAAAUUUUUAUUUAAAGAUCUGACAAAAAUUGAAAAAUGUUUAACAUCAUUAGCAUUACAAUAUAGUUUAGAAUUACGAUCUGUAUUACAAAAAUUACAAAUUGAUGUCAGUCGAUUACAAAAUAUAGAUAUAAAACCACCAUCAAAGAGUUUAACAUUAAAUAAAUUAUCACAUUUAGAUCCAUUUAGUCAUAGCGCUGACACACCGAUCGAUCAUUCACCAUUGGAAACUUCUUCAAAAGUAACAUUUUCACCAUCGUUACCACCAACGACAACACCAACAAAUAAUGAUGAGUUCGAUCAACUAAUCUCGCAUGAUGAAUGGCUAAAGGAUAUCAAAAACCAUAAUGUCAUAGUUGGUGGCACAGACACGCAUUCAUCCAAUCUACUUGAAUCAUCAUCUAAUAAUCGUACUAUAAACACAAAUGUUGAUCAAAUACUUCAAGAUAUGCUAAAUAAACAAACAACAGGAGGCGGUACAUCUUCAUCCUCAAUAACAGCGAAUUCUUCAACUGCGUUAAGCAAUUUGAAAAGCGAAGCAGAAAAUUUAGCUGCACAAAAUGUCAAAGUGGAAUUGUCACAAAAACCAUUUAUAGAUCAAGUUAAAAAUACAAAUUGUCUGGAUUUAUAUAAGGAAGCUGGCAUGAUUACUAAAGAUAAAUUUAACAGACAAUUACUAACAGAUGAAUUAGAAAAUCGUUUAGAUUUAAGUUCAAUGUCAGAAAAAGAUUUCACUAAAUGGACAUAUACAAAAUUAGUUGAAUCCAAAGUAAUUACACAAAUGAUUGAUACGAUUUUAGACAAAUUUCGUUCGGAACAAGAACGUUUAACAUCAAAAUUAAUUAAACAACAUGAAUUACAAUGGUGUAUUAUGGUUGAUAAUUCUGGAUCAAUGAGUCUACAUCGUACAUUUAUAUUUGGUACACUCUGCCCCGCUGAGAAAAGUCAUCAUUAG
This is a messenger RNA of Didymodactylos carnosus, 10871 nucleotides long. The record is from the annotation of a GenBank genome assembly. Lineage: Eukaryota; Metazoa; Rotifera; Eurotatoria; Philodinida; Philodinidae.